AUGGCGGACGUGCGGCCCGGCGGGGCCCGGCGCGGGGGCGCGCAGCACGGGCUGGCGGAGGGGGCGGCGCGCCUGAAGCGCGGGGACGCGGGCGACGGCGGCGCGGGCUGCUGGUGCUGGCGGCGGCUGUUCCGGCGGGGCGCGGCGCGCGGCGGGCGCAGGAAGAAGGCCAAGCGCGCGCGGGGCCGGGCGGCUCCGGAGCGCGGCCUGUGGGCGCACCCGCGCCUGCAGAGGCUGAUGCAGCGGCUGGCGGCGUGGAGGAGGCGCUACCUGCGGCGCGGCGAGCGGCCCGAGCGGCUGGAGGAGAUCCCGCUGCUGGUGCUGGAGCGCGCGCCGGGCGGCGACUAGGCCGCGGGCGGCCGCCGGGACCCCGGGACCCCGGCCCCUUCCCCCCCACCCCGGGCGCCCCAGAGCCUCGGUUUGGUUUGGUUUGACAAAGGCGAGAAAGAAAAAUAAACCCGACGUCCUGUGAAUGAAAGACCGCGCGGGCUCUUUGGGGCUGGGCGACCCCCGCGCGGGCUUUCACCGACGGGAAGGGCCCGUCCUUCGUCCUUCGUGUCUCCAGGCUGCAGGGCCUCAGGCCUCGAGGCGCUGGGAAGCCCUGGAGGAGCUGGCGGGGGGCCCGUACCCCACUGGAGCCUUGAAUCCUCCAGGGGCUUCGCAUCCUCCUGGGGCCCUGCACCUUCCCAAGCACCAGACCCCCAGUUCCUCUGCCCCCCCCCCACCCUUGGGGAGCCCCACACCCCCCUCUGCUGCUCCUUCGCGGCUGGAC
Molecule: messenger RNA, 772 nt
Organism: Mustela lutreola (European mink)
Lineage: Eukaryota; Metazoa; Chordata; Mammalia; Carnivora; Mustelidae
Gene: C14H1orf202
Product: chromosome 14 C1orf202 homolog
Exons: 1
Coding region: 1-348 (115 amino acids)
Source: RefSeq, a predicted model, not a curated record